AUGUCAUCGAAGGUCGAGUCCAGCGUGAUUCAAACUAGCAACCUAGAGGAGAAAACCCCAGUGGAGGAGUACUUCUUUGAAGGAGCGGAGAAAUUGCUUGAAUUGUGGUUUGCUAAUAGUAGCGGCAGAAGCGGUUCUCUGCGUCGCAUACCGAGGUAUGAGCUUGACGCAAUGCUUAACAUUGCCCAGUGCAAAGUUCUUCACUCAGCUCACACUGAAUUCAUUGACAGCUACGUUCUCAGUGAAAAGCAGCCUUUUUGUAUCGGAACGUCGUUUGAUUUUUGA
Molecule: messenger RNA, 285 nt
Organism: Ostertagia ostertagi
Lineage: Eukaryota; Metazoa; Nematoda; Chromadorea; Rhabditida; Trichostrongylidae
Source: the annotation of a GenBank genome assembly